Molecule: messenger RNA, 2400 nt
Organism: Malassezia sympodialis ATCC 42132
Lineage: Eukaryota; Fungi; Basidiomycota; Malasseziomycetes; Malasseziales; Malasseziaceae
Gene: ACO1
Product: aconitate hydratase ACO1
Biological process (GO): tricarboxylic acid cycle
Cellular component (GO): cytosol; mitochondrion
Molecular function (GO): aconitate hydratase activity; 4 iron, 4 sulfur cluster binding
Source: RefSeq, a predicted model, not a curated record
AUGCUGUCUUCCCGCGCGAUGCGCUCCCCCGCAUUCCGCUCGGUGGCUCUUGGAGCUCGCCGGGCGGCUGCUACUCGUGGCUUUGCCACUACCUCUGAGGAGGCCCCUGCGCUGAACCUGGAGGACCUGAAGAAAAAGGUUGAGCUUAGCAUCAUCGAAAAGGGUCGUGGCUACUACCUCCCUUACGAAAAGCUUGAGGAGAACCUGAAGAUUGUCCGUGACCGUCUCAAGCGUCCUCUGACUAUGUCAGAGAAGAUUGUCUAUGGUCACCUUGACGACCCUCAUGGCCAGGAUAUCGAGCGUGGUGUUUCUUACCUGCGUCUCCGUCCCGACCGUGUUGCUUGCCAGGACGCCACUGCGCAGAUGGCCCUGCUCCAGUUCAUGUCGGCCGGCCUUCCAAAGGUGACUGUCCCCACCACUGUCCACUGUGACCACCUUAUCGCUGCUAACACUGGCGGUGCUGAGGACCUUGCUCGUGCCCAGGAAGUGAACAAGGAGGUUUACGACUUCCUGGCUACCUGCACUGCCAAGUAUGGUAUUGGCUUCUGGAGGCCUGGUUCGGGUAUCAUUCACCAGAUCAUCUUUGAGAACUACGCUUUCCCUGGUGGUCUUAUGAUCGGUACUGAUUCUCACACUCCUAACGCUGGUGGUCUGAACAUGAUUGCUUGCGGUGUUGGUGGUGCCGAUGCUGUCGAUGUUAUGGCUGGUAUUCCCUGGGAGCUUAAGUGCCCUAAGGUGAUCGGUGUGGAGCUGAAGGGCAAGCUUAGCGGCUGGACUACUCCCAAGGAUGUGAUUCUUAAGGUCGCUGGUGAACUCACCGUAAAGGGUGGUACCGGUGCCAUCGUUGAGUACAAGGGCCCUGGUGUUGGUUCGCUCUCUGCCACUGGUAUGGGCACUAUUUGCAACAUGGGUGCUGAGAUUGGUGCCACUACCUCUGUCUUCCCCUUCAAUGACCGUCACAGGCAAUUCCUUGAGGCUACUGGCCGUGGCGAAAUUGCCAAGGCAGCCGCCUCCUACCAGCGCAACCUGCUCCCUGACCGUGACGCUGAGUUCGACCAUCACCUCGAAAUCAAUCUCGACGAACUCGAGCCUCACAUUAACGGUCCUUUCACUCCCGACCUUGCGACUCCGCUGUCGAAGUUCAGGGACGAGGUCAAGAAGAAUGGCUGGCCCGAGGAUCUUAGCGUCGCUCUGAUCGGCUCGUGCACGAACUCGUCGUACGAGGACAUGUCGCGUGCGGCUUCGAUUGCUAAGGAGGCCGCCGAGCACGGUCUCAAGGUCAAGUCGGGCUUCACUGUGACGCCCGGUUCGGAGCAGAUCCGCGCUACUAUCGCCCGUGACGGCCAGAUGGAAACCCUGAGCAGUGUUGGCGGUAUGGUUCUGGCUAACGCCUGCGGUCCUUGCAUUGGUCAGUGGGACCGUCACGACGUGAAGAAGGGUGAGAAGAACUCUAUUAUCACUUCUUACAACCGUAACUUCAGUGGCCGUAACGAUGCCAACUUUGCCACACACGCCUUUGUGGCCUCUCCUGACCUUGUUACUGCCAUGGCCUUCGGUGGUAGCCUGCUGUUCAACCCGAUGACCGACACUCUGAAGGGUGCUGAUGGCAAGGAGUUCAAGUUCUCGGACCCGAGCGGUAUUGAGCUGCCUGCCCGUGGCUACGAUCCGGGUGAGAACACCUUCCAGGCUCCUCCGGCCGAUGGUUCGGGCGUCCAAGUCGACAUCAAGCCCGACUCUGAGCGCCUGCACUUCCUGGAACCUUUCAAGCCCUGGGAGAACAAGGACCCUGUGGACAUGCCCAUCCUGAUCAAGGUCAAGGGCAAGUGCACCACUGACCACAUCUCGGCUGGUGGUCCUUGGUUGCGCUACCGUGGUCACUUGCGCAACAUUUCUAACAACUGCUUGAUUGGUGCUACGAACAUUGCUAACAACGAGACCAACAACGUGCAGAACUACUACACUGGCGAAUGGGGUGCAGUCCCUGCAACGGCUGCCUACUACCGUGACAACGGUCACCCUUGGAUUGUAAUUGGUGAUGAUAACUACGGUGAGGGUUCGUCCCGUGAGCACGCCGCCCUGGAGCCUCGCUACCUGGGUGGUAUGGCUAUUAUCACCAAGUCGUUCGCCCGUAUCCACGAGACCAACUGCAAGAAGCAAGGUCUUCUGCCUAUGACUUUCCGGAACCCGGCCGACUACGACCGGGUUCGUCCUGAUGACCUGGUUAGCCUUGAGGGUGUGGUGGACAUUGCUCCCGAGAGCACCGUGACUAUGGUGUGCAAGCACAAGGACGGUUCGGAGGACCGUAUCCCUCUGCAGCACAGCUUCAACGAGAACCAGAUUGAGUGGUUCAAGGCUGGCAGUGCUCUCAACCUUAUGUCGAACAAGUCUAAGAGCGCUUAA